Molecule: messenger RNA, 1019 nt
Organism: Pungitius pungitius (ninespine stickleback)
Lineage: Eukaryota; Metazoa; Chordata; Actinopteri; Perciformes; Gasterosteidae
Product: zinc finger protein with KRAB and SCAN domains 3-like
Exons: 3
Coding region: 27-1019 (330 amino acids)
Biological process (GO): regulation of transcription by RNA polymerase II
Molecular function (GO): RNA polymerase II cis-regulatory region sequence-specific DNA binding; DNA-binding transcription factor activity, RNA polymerase II-specific
Source: RefSeq, a predicted model, not a curated record
AAUUAUUUCAUCGGUUACCAACAACAAUGUCUUCAGUUGAGUGUUUGAGAGAGUUUGUCAACCAGCGACUAUCUGCUGCUGCUGAAGAAAUAUUCGGAGUUUUUAAAAGAACCAUCGUCGAGUAUCAGGAAGAGAUCGAGCGGCAGCGCGGAAUGUUGGAUGUUAUUUUGAGACCCGAAGUGAGGUUACACAGGAUAGAGCUCCCACAGUCACGUGUCUGUAAGCAGGAGGAGUUUCUCUCUGACCAGCAGCUGUGUCUCCAGGAGAGGAACCCCAGUGUGGACCAAGAGGACCCAGAUCCUCCACAGAUUAAAGAGGAACAGGAGAAACUCUGCAGCAGUCCGGAGGGAGAGCAGCUUGAACCGAAGCAGGAGGCCGACACCUUUACGUUAACUCCGACUUGUGAGGAAACUGAUCACAGUGAUGAUGAGACUCCGUUUUUUAAUCCUGACAAAAGUCAGAGUGAAUCAGAGGCAGAGCCUCCAGCUAGCACGUGUACCAGCUCGUUAGAUGAGGAAAUGGACUGUGAGCGUUUUGUGGGACCAGAACCAAACAUCUCUCAUGAAUCUGAUAGCGAAGAUCAGAAAGGAGUAAAACGUAGUUUAACAUCAACCAAGGAGUCACAACAGCAGAUUCUGGCUCCUCCAGAAGAGAAGACAUUUUCUUGCAAAACAUGUGGAAAAGAUUUCAAAUAUAGUAAAACCUUAAAAGUCCACAUGGAAGUUCAAACUGAGAAAAGACUGUAUUCUUGCAACACCUGUGGCAAAACAUUUGCUCAUGCAUCAAGUUUGAAGUCUCACACAAGAAUUCACACUGGGGAGAAGCCAUAUUCCUGCAUCACCUGUGGGAAAACAUUCACUGAUGCAUCAGGUUUGAAGAAUCACACAAGAAUCCAUACUGGGGAUAAGCCAUAUUCUUGCCUCACCUGUGGGAAAACAUUCACUCAGCCAGCAGGAAGGCAACCGGUGCUACGCCUCGGCAUGAGCCGAAGCGGAGCCACAGGGAGCACGCCUCGUUGA